AUGCUCAGUAGCUGGGGAGGUUUGGGUGGAGAGUAGAAAGCUUCGGCUCUACCUCCCAUCUCCUCCCUCUGGCCCCCGCCCCCCUUGCCCCUGCUUCAGCGCGUAGUAGUUCCCCAGCGUGAGCCCGGGGAGACCGGGAACAUGGCGCUCGGAGCGAUGUAGCAGCCGAGGAGGAGAAAGAGAUGAGGCACCCCGGCUUCGCUGACAGCCAGGCACCAGGUUUUUGCAUCAUGUUUGGAAAGAAAAAGAAAAAGAUUGAAAUAUCUGGCCCAUCCAACUUUGAACACAGGGUUCAUACUGGGUUUGAUCCACAAGAACAGAAGUUUACCGGCCUUCCCCAGCAGUGGCACAGCCUGCUGGCAGAUACCGCAAACAGGCCGAAGCCCAUGGUAGACCCUUCGUGCAUCACGCCCAUCCAGCUGGCUCCCAUGAAGACAAUCGUUAGAGGAAACAAACCAGGCAAGGAAGCCUCCAUCAACGGCCUGCUGGAGGAUUUCGACAACAUCUCCGUGACUCGCUCCAACUCCCUGAGGAAAGAAAGCCCCCCCACCCCGGAUCAGGGGGCCGCCAGCCACGGUCCAGGCCAUUCGGAAGAAAAUGGCUUCAUCACCUUCUCACAGUAUUCCAGCGAAUCCGAUACUACUGCUGACUACGCGACAGAAAAGUACAGAGAGAAGAGUCCCUAUGGAGACGAUUUAGAUCCGUAUUAUAAAGGCAGCCACGCGGCCAAGCAAAAUGGGCACGUAAUGAAAAUGAAACCCGGGGAGGCCUACUAUUGUGAAAUGCAGCCUUUCACAUCCGAUAUUUCCCGAUUUCCUGUCGAUUUUCACGCCGCCUUGGACCCCCUGAGCAAACCAGGUGAAUACGCUGACCUCAAGUGGGAAUAUCAGAGAGCCUCGAGUAGCUCCCCUCUAGAUUACCGAGACCCGUUCCAACUCACGCCUUCUAGAACUGCAGGGACCAGCGGGUGCUCCAGAGAGAGCCUGGUGUUCAGCGAAAGCGAGUGGGGACCCAGCCCGGACGACUAUGACAGGAGGCCCAAGUCGUCGUACCUGAACCAGACGAGCCCUCAGCCGGCCAUGCGGCAGAGGUCCCGGUCCGGCUCGGGUCUUCAGGAGCCCACGAUGCCCUUCGGAGCCAGUGCGUUUAAGAGCCACCCCCAGGGACACUCGUACAGCUCUUACACCUACCCUCGCCUGUCCGAGCCCACCACGUGCAUUCCAAAGGUGGAAUAUGACCGAGCACAGAUGGUCUUCAGCCCUCCACUAUCAGGAUCUGACACCUACCCCAGGGGCCCCGCCAAACUACCUCAAAGUCAAAGCAAAGGGGGCUACUCCUCAAGCAGCCACCAGUACCCGUCCGGGUACCACAAAGCCACCCUGUACCACCAUCCCUCCCUGCAGGUCAGUUCACAGUACAUCUCCACCGCUUCCUACCUGAGCUCUCUCAGCAUCUCAUCCAGCACCUACCCCCCACCCAGCUGGGGCUCGUCCUCAGACCAGCCGCCCUCCAGGGUGUCCCACGAACAGUUCCGGGCUGCCCUACAGCUGGUGGUCAGCCCAGGAGACCCCAGGGAAUACUUGGACAGUUUUAUCAAAAUCGGGGAAGGGUCAACCGGCAUCGUGUGCAUCGCCACCGAGAAACACACAGGGAAGCAAGUUGCAGUGAAGAAAAUGGACCUCCGAAAGCAGCAGAGACGAGAACUGCUUUUUAAUGAGGUUGUAAUAAUGCGGGAUUACCACCAUGACAAUGUGGUUGACAUGUACAACAGCUAUCUUGUCGGCGAUGAACUCUGGGUGGUCAUGGAAUUUCUAGAAGGCGGUGCCUUGACAGACAUAGUUACUCAUACCAGAAUGAAUGAAGAACAGAUAGCGACCGUCUGUUUGUCAGUUCUGAAAGCCCUCUCCUACCUUCACAACCAAGGAGUGAUUCACAGGGACAUCAAGAGUGACUCCAUUCUCCUGACAAGUGAUGGCCGGAUAAAGUUAUCUGACUUUGGUUUCUGUGCUCAAGUUUCCAAAGAGGUGCCGAAGAGGAAGUCGUUGGUUGGCACCCCCUAUUGGAUGGCCCCGGAGGUGAUUUCUAGACUACCUUAUGGGACAGAGGUGGACAUCUGGUCACUGGGGAUCAUGGUGAUAGAAAUGAUUGAUGGUGAGCCCCCCUACUUCAAUGAGCCUCCCCUCCAGGCCAUGAGGAGGAUCCGGGACAGUUUACCUCCAAGAGUGAAGGACCUACACAAGGUGUCUUCAGUGCUGCGGGGAUUUCUCGACCUCACGUUGGUGAGGGAGCCUUCUCAAAGAGCCACGGCCCAGGAGCUCCUCGGCCACGCAUUCUUGAAACUGGCAGGGCCGCCAUCUUGCAUCGUUCCUCUCAUGAGGCAAUACCGGCAUCACUGAGCAGAAGAUUCAUGCAGGUGAAAAAGCUAGAUGAAGACCUGAGAAUAGUUCAGGAGAAGGGGAGGAAACCGUGGAGCAGUGCAAAAGGCCUGUGCAUUCUAGACGAGCUGACUGGUGGACCGUGUGAUGACCGGCAGGGUUGAAAGACCAGGGCAUCUUCUUGCGUCUUAAAUAGGCAUCUCUCCACCAGCAGCUGGUGUGAUCAUUUGGAGCACGGCUUUAAUAAAUCAUUAUUGCAUUUUUUCAGCCCUUCAUCCAGCAAAUCAGAAGGACUCAAUACCAACUCCGUUAUGAUACAUCCUAGCCACAUGCAGGGUAACGCGUAAUGUUUUAUAUUCUGAAAGAACAAUUUUCUGGCAAAAAAAAAAUAACAAAAAAAGAAAGGAAAACAAAAAGCACUUUUUUUCUUAACGGUAGCAGUGUAAUGUAUUUUGCAAUGAAUUUGUAAUUUUUCUGUACAAUAGUUUUGAUAAUUUAUAGUACUUUGAUGUCACGUAGCCAUUGUAUCAGUUGAAGUAAUAACUUGUUUCCUAGCAGGAGUUUGAACAAAGCCUUUCCUACUUUUUUAUCCCUUUCAGAGAGCCAACGAUUCUUUAGGAACUUUGAAUACUGAAUGAAUCUCAAUCACCGUCAGCUUUAGUAGAAUAUCUUUCUUAUUUUAACAAGUGUCUUAUAUGAUGGAAGAACCGAGAGUGAUGGUGAUGGUGGUGCACGUUUCGUUUACCUGACCAAAAAUAAUAAAAUGAAAUUUGAGCCACAGGUUACCACCAAGAUACUCCUUGGGAGAAAGUGAAGUAUUUUUUAAAAAAUCACAUUUUUCUUCAUGGCUACUAGGAGCAAACCAUUUGUUGCAUGGAAGGAUGCUUCUAGUGCCCUCCCUUUGGGCUAAAUUUCCCUCCCAAGGAGCUGUUUCAGAGCUAGGAUCAUUGGACUCAGUUCCCCAAAUUGAAUGUUUCAAUGAGGCCAUGAGAAUGACCGUCUCACAAAGGGAAAGGAGAAAGAAUGGGGCAAGAUGUUUGGUUUUGUUCGUCGCUGUUUUUAAAACUCUGUAUGCUAGCAUACCAAACUCUUGUUUGUAUUUACCUUUGUACCACAGUAUUAAUUGCUUUAUUGUUCUUGUAUCGUGCUGGAAGUCUGAACUGACUCUAGGGGAUGAAUUACCAAGGGGGUAUUUUACCACGUAUGAUCUGAUUUCUCAGUUGUGACCAUGUUAUAAUGUGUUCCCACAUAGGAGAGUUGUGCUGCUGUCUAGAACUUCUUGAAUGUUGAUAAAAACGAAUGACUACUACAAUACAUUUUGUGUUGCUUGUUGGAUGAAUUUGCAUGUUUACUGUAGGCCAAUAUAGAUUUGCCUUUAAAACUCUGGAAGAGCUACAUAGUCAUCAUUAGUUCUUAUUAAUUAUGCAUCAAACAAAAGCCAUUUGUUACCAAACUGAAAAACCAGAGGCUUUUCUUAAUGAGUUCAUAUAUUGUAACAAAUCGGAAUUUAAAUUUCUGGAAAUGCCCUGGUUUCUCUGAGCAUAAUUAAGAAAAAUUAAGAAUUUUGUAAUUAAUAGGUUGCUAGUUAUUUAUUAUAGUUGAAAAGGAAAAAAAUAGGCAUAAAAUGACCUUCUACUGAUUAGAUUUUCAGUUUUUUGCCAAACUGGAAAUGCCUCACCAUAAAUAGGGUCUGUAAUUUUGUUUCAUAAAACUCAGCAAAUCAAUGUUUUUAUGUAAAAUAUUAAAAUACUAAUAUAAAUAUGUAAGAAUUAAAAGCAAUCUAAAUCCAGAAAACGGCAGUCCUAGAGUUCAUGAAACAGAUUGCAUUAAUUAAAUCAGGACUAUGUAGAAGUAGAAAGAAAAGAAAAAGAAAAUCUUUUUUUAACCAGAACAAAUAUCAGUAAUAACUGUUGCAGAAAAUUGAGGAUUUUGGAUUCCAAACAUUUUUGACAUUGUAAUGGAAAUUUUUUCUGUAAUUUUCUUAUCACUGGGUAUUUUUUAAAGUAUUCAUUGAGUUUACCAAAAGUUACUCUGUAGCUUAAAAGGUUUUGUGAGCACUAACUAUUGGCAGAAACUGCACUU
Molecule: messenger RNA, 4457 nt
Organism: Choloepus didactylus (southern two-toed sloth)
Lineage: Eukaryota; Metazoa; Chordata; Mammalia; Pilosa; Megalonychidae
Gene: PAK5
Product: p21 (RAC1) activated kinase 5
Exons: 9
Coding region: 183-2396 (737 amino acids)
Biological process (GO): intracellular signal transduction; regulation of MAPK cascade; cytoskeleton organization
Cellular component (GO): cytoplasm
Molecular function (GO): ATP binding; protein serine/threonine kinase activity
Source: RefSeq, a predicted model, not a curated record